This is a messenger RNA of Pangasianodon hypophthalmus (striped catfish), 1863 nucleotides long. It is a transcript of the gene foxi3b, whose product is annotated as forkhead box I3b. The record is from RefSeq and is a predicted model, not a curated record. Gene Ontology annotation, biological process: regulation of transcription by RNA polymerase II; anatomical structure morphogenesis; cell differentiation. NCBI's taxonomy places the organism in Eukaryota, Metazoa, Chordata, Actinopteri, Siluriformes, Pangasiidae. Gene Ontology annotation, molecular function: DNA-binding transcription factor activity, RNA polymerase II-specific; RNA polymerase II cis-regulatory region sequence-specific DNA binding. The transcript has 2 exons. Bases 195 to 1337 code for a protein of 380 amino acids.
GGUGACAGAACUGACGAGAGUGCAAGGGCAAACAAUGGCAGAGUGAAGAACGAUAUUAGACCUCUCAGCUGCAGAUCUGUUUUUAAAAGAAGAGAAAAAGAAAUAUUUCUGGACCAUAGAAGAAACAGUGUAUUACAUCUGGAGCCACCUGAGCCAUUUGUAUCCAGAUAGGAGCGUCUUAUGAAGCAAUAAUCAUGACAUCAUAUGAACAAGGUCAGUCUCCAACUCGAUGUGGUCCACAGUUCCCCAGCUUGGGACAGGAGCCUCCAGAGCUGAGCCUUUACAGCGAUAAUUACUAUCCUCCUCCAUCACUGCCAAGUCCACAGAGGACAAACCCCUCCUCAUAUGAUCUUGGGGAAUAUGCAACUUCAUCUCCUAACCCAUACCUGUGGUUCAGUGGGACUGGGAUCAACACUUCUGCAUAUCUGGGUGGUGCACCAGGUCCUGCUGUACCCUCCUUUGUGCCGCAGCAUUAUGGCAUGCAGAGGCCUUACCUUGGGCAGGGAGGUCCCGGGGGUGCUAGUGGAGAACUGGGUUGGUUCUCCAUACCUUCUCAGGAGGACCUAAUGAAGCUGGUCAGGCCACCCUACUCAUAUUCAGCACUCAUUGCAAUGGCAAUACAUGGUGCCCCAGACCGGCGCCUGACUCUGAGUCAGAUUUACCAGUAUGUAGCAGACAAUUUUCCUUUCUACAAUAAGAGCAAAGCUGGCUGGCAGAACUCUAUUCGCCACAACCUAUCACUGAAUGACUGUUUCAAGAAAGUACCCCGGGAUGAAGAUGACCCUGGUAAAGGUAAUUACUGGACCCUUGACCCAAACUGUGAAAAGAUGUUUGACAACGGCAACUUCAGGCGCAAGAGGAAGAGAAAGUCUGAUGGUCUUGCUGGGGAGGGCAGCUCUGGAGGAGCUCUUAGCUCAGAGGCAGGAGAUGGGAGUGGGAGCCCCAAAAAUGCAACGCUUGACAUUUCAGCCUCACCUGAGAAAGCUCCUGCCAUGGGUCCCCCCCCUUGCCUGAGCAACUUCCUGACAGAAAUGUCUGGGGUGUCAGCUGGGUCUGUGGAGGUGGGUGGAGAACCCAUUAAUCGCCCCAUUCCUCUCAGCCUACCAGUGGAUGGCACACAAAGAGCAACCCAAACAUCAGGCUUUAGCUCCUACUCUCCUGGUUCCACAGUCCCUGAAUGGGCAUCUCCUCUCCCACCACCGCCUCCCAUCUCCCCCUCAGGGUCUCAUGCCACUUUAGGCUACAGCAGUCCUGCUCUCAACCAGUUCAGUGGCCAUUUCUACCCUGGCUUGAACUCAACUGGCAUUCUGUAUCCCCGAGAGGGCACAGAGGUGUGAUAGAACUGGACAAAAGUCAAAAGUCAAUAAGAAAUAGCACAAGCUUCAUAUUGAGCUGCAGCCAGAGACUGGUGAGAGAAAAAAAAAAAAAAGCUUCACAUAUACACACACUUACUACCAGUUGACUGGUUUUGGUUGAAUGCCGAAAUGGCCCCGUGAGUGUGAGAUUACAGCAGAUUCCCACAGGAACAGCUUAGUCAGCAUCAUGAUGUGCGUGAUACUAACAAAAGCCACCAGCAGCUUCGAUGUGAGGUCUACUGCUGACAUUAUGCCAUUCCAUCCAACUAUCUUUGCUGAUCGUAUCACUAAAACUGUGAGCACUUGUACUAACACUGAACAUGGCUUAAAAAAGUCUUUAACCAGCAGAGUAACCUUAGAGAAAGUGCAUGGGGUGCAACAUUCUUCAUUCUACACCUGUAAUUUGAUCCAUUCAGUUUUUUAUACUUUGUCUUGUUUGUCUGCUUAAUGGAAAGUUGUGAUGUCUUUUUACUUCUAAAGGUGUGAGUAAAUGUUGUACAGAGUUUUA